Messenger RNA from Xyrichtys novacula (pearly razorfish), 34511 nucleotides. The record is from the annotation of a GenBank genome assembly. Lineage: Eukaryota; Metazoa; Chordata; Actinopteri; Labriformes; Labridae.
GUAUUCCUUCCUUAUCUUUAGCUUAAUAUUAGUUGUGAUGUUAGCCUGUUUUCUUGGACACUCCUAGCGCUUAUCCCUCUUCCCUGGUUACAGCCUCAAGCCUCGCUCAGGAAACCAUGGCCGAGCAGGCCCCGGGACCCCCGCUGUCGUCCCAACCUGACGGUAAAUUUCUUCCGUUUGUGGGCUUUUGUAGAGGGAGCGUUUAGGAGUGGGAGCAUCGAAACCAGCGGCCUCUGCAUCCUUGACAACAUUAGCUCGUUAGCAUCAUCAGGGCGACGUGUCACUGCUGUCACUGUAUCAUAUUGAACAUUUCACACUACGCAGUUUGUGCAUUCAUCAAUAUCUGCUUGAAUCCCUUUACGUGAAGCUACAGAUUCAUGUUAAAUAGCAGAAAAGAAGCAUAAUAGUGUAACACUCGUAUGACAGAUAGCUUGUUAGCUUGUAGCUUGAGCUGAUGUCACUAAAUUGAUCUAAAGGUCGACUCUGGCCUCUGUUAGUCUGACCCAGCAUUGUCAUUCUUUAACAUGGAUCAUAUGGACCUCAUCAGCAGCCCAGUGCAAUGUGCUGUGUAUGACUUGCAACACUCGGGGGCUGGACCAUCAUACAGGAGGUUGAUCCUGUUCAAGGCUGGUUCUCAAACAGAGGUCCGGGUACCAUCCUUGGGUCCUGCAGGGGAACAUGUGUGAUUGUAGCUUUCCAUGGGUGUAACAUUAAUCUGUGUGGAUUUGUUAUUGCAGAAGAGCCAGACUCAUGAGGUAAUAAUGCCUGGUUAGUCAUCCCUGUGCAGCCAUGUACAGUUAAUGCUGUUCAUAUACCUUAUUUAUUGUUUGUAUACCUAUUAACAGGGCUGGCUUGGAGUAAAGUAACCUCCCUGGUAUUUUUGAACCAUACUGACCUCACACAUCUGAACAUGUAGCAUCAGUACACUUUUAAGCUUUACCUUUAAUAGAACUUUGACAUAAUUUGGUGAUAACGCAAGUAAACAAAAGGGGUUUACCUGUAGUGUAGUAUUUUUACAGUGAGUUAACUGACCUUGCUUCCAUUUGAUCAGAGUGUUAUCCCAGAUGUAACCAAUUACACCAUAUGGAGGGCUGGGCGAUAAAACGAUAACGAUAUAUAUCAAAAAUUAAUUUCCCUCAAUAUCAAUAUAAAACUUGGUCAAUAUCGUUUUUGAUAGUCGGCAUUCUGCCAUGUUUUAAUAGAUUAUAUGAUUAGCCAAUGAAAAGGGGAGGUCUCCCGGGUCCGCUUUGCGCUGAACUAAUCAUGUGCUGAAUUAGAACCAAGUCGCAAAUAACCACGUUGUAGCAGGCAGCAGCUACACGCAACUGCACUGUGCACUGCAAAUUAUGUCGAGCACAUGUCCUCGCAAAGUCGGGGAAUACCUCAAAUGUUUUUCACCACCUGAAGCGGUGCCACUUGGCAGAGCACGCACAAUGCAAAAGGUUACAAUUCCCGAGCGGUGAAAGAGCCCACGGCACCUGUGCAGCCGAAACAGCCCACCGUUCAGUCCGCUUUCUCUAGCGCAAUGCCUUACGACAAAACGUCGAAGAGACACAAAGACCUCACAGAUGCAGUAGCUGAUUGUAUUGCAAAAGACAUGCUAUCAAAAAGCACUGUUAAAUUUCAUUUUAUAUCGUGAUGUAUAUCGAUAUCGACUGAUAUGAAAAUAACAUAUUGUGAUACACUUUUUCCCAUAUCCCCCAGCCCUAACCAUAUGGCAUUUAAAUUUCUAAAUGACACAGAACUUAUAGUCAGUAAUUCAUUAAUCGUACAAUCAUUGGCUUGUUUAAACCUUCAAAUGAUUGUUGGCAUAUAAAUAAAUGUUUGUUUGUUAAUGCUGCAGCUUCUCUUCUUGUGCUCACUUAGUCCCUCUGCUUCGCUAACACACCCUAACCCUAAGUCUCCUACACUUGUUUCUCGGCACUGUAAUCUAAAGUUGUAAUUGGAUUUAAUCAACCGUGCAGCUCCAUUGUGGAGUUGCAGUUUUUGAUUCACCUGCACCACUGAUGAGAUGAUGAGAAAAAUUAGAGCGAAUGUUGGGAAAAGAGUUCAAUUACACACCUAAAUUGUGUGAAAACUGGAGUCAACAUUUCAACAUUACAAGAAGAAAAUCAAGAUUGUGAGGAAACUAACCAUAUUGUGACAGAAAAAAUGAGCAAAUUCAAUUCAUGUAUGGAUUUCUGUUCAGGGUUUACUUGCGUACCUGUAUAUUAUCCUGCAGACUGGUCACACCUGUAAAGUAAGCAUCUAUUCUCCUUUAUUUGCUGAGAAAUUUUGCACCCUGAAACUUAUUUGUUAUAACAGUAAUUGAGUCAUGUGGGGUUAGCAUAUGUAAAAUCCAUAACCAAUUUUUCUUUUGAGUUGAACAGAUAAGAUUAGAUAUCUAUACAACAGUAUAUCUUUGUCCUUGUACAUGACUAUCUAGUAUUGCUACAGCAGCAAAGAUCUGAACACAAAGCAUUAAACACUUGUUCCAGAAUCAGAAAUCUUUGAUUUCACUGCUGAAGAAACAUAAGGGAAACACAAAAUAAUGUGAUUUUCUGGUGGCUUUUUUUUAAUGACUGCUGCAAGCAUUAGAGGAAGCCCUCAGGCGACUCUGUUAGUUACAGUGGAGCUUUGACAUUUUCUUCACUUUCACCAUUUUCUUUAUUUGAUUAUUGCUGGAAGUUUUAUUUCUAUUUCUAAAUAUUGUUUUCUGGGCGUUUUGCCUUUAUUUAAUAGAGCAUCUUAGAGACAAAAGAUGUGUGGAGAGAGAGGAUGACAUGCGGGCUGGUACAUGGGGCACCUGCUCUACCAGGCGCUCCUGUUUAAUUCUGUUUAAUGUCAUUUGAUUUAGUACAAAGUAAAAUAAUUGCAUUGACCUUCUUGGAAACAUUAAAGGCAACCUUUCACUUUAGCUUUGAUUAAAAUGUGUUGACUAAUGCCAGAUUUAAUUCAAUAAAAUAGAGCGUAUUGGAAUAGUUCAAACAGCAUUAGACACUGGCCAUGUCAGUGCUGUUGACCAAUGAUAGUCACUGCAGAUGCACAUUUAUACUGUGUCUGCAAACUCUCCAAAAGCAAGAUAAGAACUUGUGUAUGUGCAGCUGAUUUUCCUCCAGUCUGAAUGUGGAGGAAGCUACAUGUAUGCAGUAUUAGCCGACAUAUUACUUUAAGAUAAGAGGCUUUAGUUAAGUGCUAUACUGUACCAAGUGGAAUAGUGUUGUGCCAUAUUGUACCAUAUUGUACUUGCAGUGCACCGUAUCCCACCAUCAUUCCUUACUACGGUAUCAUGCCAAUACAGUGUCACACCAAUUUUCUGCAAGGGAGCUAUAACAACAUCUAACAUAUAUACACCCUUCAUAUAAGGUGCAUUAAAUUCGGUGCUACAAUAACAUACUGCAGUGUACUAAAUGUACUAAAUCAAAAAAAAACAUUAAUCUACAGUUGCAUUGCUGAGUAGAUGGGGUAUUUUUCAUCUGCACUCUUGUUUGUUGGUGUUUUUAUUCGUAGGUUUUUCUGACAACUGCUUAAAGCCUCCUGUUUCAUGUUUUGUUGUAUUGUAUCGUAUCAUAUUGAAGUUGAUUUUAAAGCCACAGGAGACGAGCUUGGCCGUGUUUUAAAGCUAAAAUAGCGCUUGAGGGAUUAGCAACACUGUUUGCCAAAAAUCACCAUCAGAUCCAUGUGAGUUUAUGUUCAGCUUAUGUACUGAUGGAAUUUCUGCUUUAGUGUGUUCAGCUAUCACAUGACUGCAGGGAACAGUGCUGCUGCUUCUGCUGCUGCUGCUGUGCAAAUGUUUCCGUUCGUCUGUCUGAGUUUGGAGAUAUCAUUGUCUCCCUGCUUGCUCUGCUGGCUUUAAAUAAGAAGGGAAAUAAAUACGAUCCAUGCAGGACAGGAUGUAGGAAAAUACUGUGACUCUUACUAUGAGUUCUGGCUGUGGAUAGGAAGACGGUUAACUUAAACUAGCAAUUCCUAAUUUUAAGUUCUAGAUGCAUUUUUUAGUUUUCAUUGUAGGUAAUUGUUUUGAUAAACUCAUGUUACCUAAAUAACUGAGUAUAUUUAAGUGCUGUAAAGUCAAGCCUUUGCUCCAAAACAACUUAAGUACAGACAUAAGAUCAGCCUGUAUGUUUAAUAAAAACUGUGGUUUUAGUUUUUUAGCCUUUUAUGAUUCAUUGAGCUGAGUAAAGCUCUAGUAUCUAGUCGAAGCAGAGACAGAAGGAUGUACUCAUCCAGUCAAAUGUUAACAUAGUCACCCGCUUACAGGAUUGUGGUUUCCCAGAUUAUAAAUUUCUGUCAGUAACUUCCCAAUUAUCAGCAGUUUGUCACCAGUAGAAAUCUGAUAUACUCAACUCUCUUUUAUUUAUGCUGUUUUACUUCUUUGCUGCUCUAUUCUUACUUUAAACCAGUUGAUUUCAUUUAUUUUUGUGUGGCUUUGUGUUGCCUGUCAGUUUUUAUUCUAAUCAAAGAGACAACAACAUGUCAAAGUAAUACUUCAGUUCAUGCGGGUGCUGUAGAAGGAUGUUACUGCGUACUUUUUAUGACAGAAAAAGUGGAUUUGUUGGUAUCACAGCGGGUGGAAGGUUUCGGUCAGGACUCCCGCAACGUCAAGUGAAUCAAAAAAGAGGAGAGCAGAGAAAGACUGAAUUAUAAACCUGUGCAUUUUCUGCAGAAGUGACUUUCAUCCCACUUUUUUUUUUUUUUUGUCCAGUGAGCGACUGAAUAACUUUUAAUUCUCAUGUCUGAAAAAUUAUUCUGACAAAUCGACCCUGAAAGGAAAAAUAAUGACUUUUGGGCAGCAUUCAUGCAGGAAAAAAUAGUUCAGUUUAAGGAGACAAUAGAAAAUAAAUCUGGAAGAGCAGAGGAUAUGUGAUACUCGGAGAGAGGGGAAAUCAACAUUCAGGCAGUUUGAAAAUAUGACAGUCAUAAAAAUCUCAGAUCAUGUCCUUUUUCAUGACUCAGAGUAAACAUUGUGAAACAACAUCCUGACAUAGUUUGUUGAAGAGAAAGAGUUAUUCCUUAUAUCAUUGAGGUUAAUGAACAAUAUUGAAGGAAUAGAGAGGCCUGCAAACUAAAGUAUCAGACAGUAAGUUACACAGCUGAAGUGAUACAGUGAGUAAAGGUUGUAUUUGUGCAUGCUGGAGUUCAAUCUAAAGAUUUUUCACUCAGGUGAUUAAUCGUCUUGCAUUUUGUUUGUCUUCUCCGUCUUGCAGAGGAGCUGCAGCAGCGAGUAGCCGCUCUGGAGCAAGAGAGGGCCGAGUUCAUCAAACUCAAGCAGCAGCUGGAGGGCGAGUUCAACCAGAAAAGAGCCAAAUUUAAAGAGCUCUACAUGUCCAAGGAAGGUAAGGGUCCCAUCAUGAGCAGCUGUCUUCUCUAGAGGAAUAAUGUACAGGAGAGUUCAGAUGGGGAGAUGAGGUCUUGACCCUCACAGUCUGAAUUUAAUCCUAAAGAGUAAGAUGAUAUGUUUUUCUGUUAUUUCAAGCCUCAUUCUUCCUGUUUGCUUUCAAAAUGAAACAAUCAAUAGAAUAUAAUUGGCUUCGAUGUUUGCCUCGCCCCCGUUCCUCGCCUUUCCGACUUUUGCAUAAUCACCUCAACCAUCCUUCACCCACGCCGUCAUUGAUCUCUCUUGUGCCCCUCCAGAGGAGCUUAAGAGGCAGACCGCAGCCCUGGAGGGCGCCCAGGCCGAACUGACCUCCAUCCAGGAUCAGCUGUCCCAGGCCCGGGCAGAUAUAGAAACCAUCAAAGCUGUGGCCACUGUGUCGGAAAACACCAAGCAGGAAGCCAUCGAUCAGGUCCGCAGCCAGUGGCAGGAGGAAGUGGCUUCCUUGCAGGCUAUCAUGAAAGGUAAACCGAGGUGCUCUUACACAAAAAGUGACACAGUAAUUGUUCAGAUGAAUACGGUCUUUAUUCUGAUUAAGUCGUGGAGAAAUCAUUAAACUUUAAUGUCCAGGCAUGUCUCAGGAGUCUGGUCUAGGUCACCAAAGAAGAAUCAGACAAGAGUCAGACUUGUAGAAAACAUUUGACCUGUUUGUAAAAAAUCCUGACCGAUCCUGUUGGAGUGUUUGGAGAUGAAAAUUAUCACUGAUAUUAAAAUACGGCGUGUCGUGUGUCUCCUAAUUAAAGUGACUCUCUCAACGACUCAGCUGUGGUGGGAUUACUGAACAUGUACAGUUUAGGGAUGCAUAGUAUUGGAUUUUUGCUGAUAACCGACUUGCCGAUAUCCUCGAACUCAUUUUGACCCAUUCUAAUAUUAGAAUCAACAUAUUUGCACAUUUUUUUGGUUGUGAAGGCCACCGAGUCUUUCUUGAAAUAGAGUUUACGACAGCCUAUUUUAGAAAGAGGCGAAAAAACAGAACAAAAGACAUUUGAUUGUGCAAUAAAUAAUGCAGAUUUAUACAAAAUCUUUGUCUUAUGUCUUCAAAAUGAGAAGAAAUUGAUUAAAAACAUUUUUGCAGCAGGCUGUAAACUGGUUUGAAUUUGCUCUUAGCACAGGUCUUUAACAUGGAUGUGCAUGGGAAUUCCUGGACUUUUGUAUCCUGCCUCAAGUGGGCGCUAGAGAAACUGCUGUGUGAAGCACUUCUGCAUUCUUGUUUUAUAUUUCGGCACCACUUGAUGUUGGCUGGAUUAAAUUACUAGGGUUUCACACAAGAAAAACAGCAAAAACAGUUCAACAGUCUGGAUAAAAACAUAAAUUGAAUCCUCUUCAACAUCUCCCGAUGAUGUUUGAGUCAAGAGUCUGAAGAAAUAUCAGAGAAGGAAGAGUCAGAGAAGGGAGAAAUAUCAGAAAAAGAGUCAAUCCCUGAAUAAGAGGCUGUUUUCAUACUCUUUUAAAGUGAGGAAACACUUUUUAAAUUUCAAACUUAUCUUACAAUAAACAAAUUAUUUACUCCACCAAGAUUAUGAUUUUGUUGUUGCAAUUUUAGCCAAACCAGAAUGUUGCAUACCAUCUAUAAAACCUCUCAGUGCUCUAGCUGCAUUUUUUUGUAGCGGAGAAGUUUAAGUCUUUUAAAGAGACGUAUAAGAUAAGACAGUUUUUAUGUGUUGUUGGAAAAGAGUUCAUUCAUUGUGUGGCGAGUUUCUAUCAAAGCACUGCAAAAUCUGAGUGGAUAUGGAGAAACGAUCUGUGUUUUAGUGGGUGGGAUAGAAGGACAGAGAGAGAGAUUAAUGGUAACUCAUAAAUAUUUGGAGACAUUUUAUGAGACGUGGUAUGAGCAGAGCAGAGCAGAGAAGUGCCUGAGUGUAGGAGGGUAUUGGCAUCUGUUGGAGGACACUGGAGGAACCAGAAACUGAGAAAGCAGCAGUGCUUGUUAUCCAGUUCAUGAAAUAGCUCGAAAUAACAGAGAUAACUCCAUCAGCACAGAGAGUACUGUGCCUCAUUUUCCAUUGUCCCUGCAGAAACGGUGUGUGAGUAUGAGGUCCAGUUCCACCAGCGACUGGAGCAGGAACGAAGCCAAUGGAACCAGUACAGGGAGGCGGUGGAGAGGGAACUGGGGGAGCUGAGACGCCGCCUCACUGAAGGCCAAGAGGAGGAGAACCUGGAGGAUGAAAUGAAAAAAGUAGGCUGUCUGGAAGCUUCACAAUCACAGAAUUACAAAAAAAGCUUCUGUUGAUACGAUGUGUGUCAUGUUUUUGCAGCAGCUGAAAGACAAAAUCCCUCCUAAAUAAAUAACCCUGUGCUACUUUGCAUAUGGACACAUUUAUAAUGAGUGUUUUUAAAAAACCCUUCAAGGCCCAGGAGGAUGCAGAGAAGCUGCGUUCAGUGGUGAUGCCCAUGGAGCAGGAGAUCGCCGCCCUGAAAGCAAAGCUGACGACAGCCGAGGACAGAGUGAAGGAGCUGGAGGCCUCAAAGGUUAGUCAGCAUUAAAUCAAUGAUUCAGCCGUAAAAAAUGAGCACAUAAUAUGAUAACAGGGCAUGACAUUGACCGGGCGCGGCAGCUGCAUUGUCUGAGUGAAUUGAAUUUGUAAAGGUUGAUUGUGUUAGAAGUGGAGAGGUUCACCGCUGUUUUAGACACUCGGAACAAAAAAAAGUGCAUAAAAUCUUUAAAAAAAGGUUAUUUCAGAGUGGAUUUUUUAAAAUCCAAAUAUUCAGCAUCUCCAAAAGGUAUUUAAAAAAAAAAGGCAUCAUCUCUGAGAAGAAAUUGACGAGCCAGAAAUACACACAUACAGACACAGAUGCACCAAUGAAGAGAUGCCAGUGUGAGGAGGCGGCUCAUGAAGGGAGUUUGGUGCUUGACUUUAAGACCACCUCAGCAGUGGGGAUUCAGUGAUAAGAGAUUUUAGUGGUAUAGUUACUGUCAGAGUAUAAUCCCACUUUCACAAAUAUCAAUCAUUAUGCAUUCAUUAAUUUUACGGCAUUAUUAAUGUUUAAAUCAAACAUCCUGACAUCAUUUCACUCACUGAUUCGGUGAUGCCUUUACUCGUGUGGACGCUCCCUGGUAGUUUGAUUUGUUCGAGCCCUUAGAUGCAUUUUUUCUGCAGACAUGUAGUCAGCUAUCGAACUCCUUGAUCAUUCUUGAUGUGCCCGGGGUGCUCGCUCAUUGCUGACUCGACUCUUUCUUCGGCGGAUACAAAACUUAACUGCUUAGCUGGCUGCACAAGUUAAGCCGAUGUAGAGUAGUCCCCGUACUGUUAGAGCAGUACUUAUCAUUAGGUGCCUCCUCGUUUUUCGUUUUCAUGCAGGUCUCUUGAACUAUAAUGCUCAGGUCCCUUUUUGAGAACAAGGACUAAAACAUUUUACAAGAGUUAACUGCUGUUGAAGUCUGAGUUGGAAAUUUAACCUAUGAGCAAAGUCCCCACAGACUGAGCUUCUGCCCCCUGAUUCAAACUCUUCAAUUUGACUUUUCAAAGAAGUUACAUUUUCCUUUUUGCUUUAUGGAGUAAUGUUGGUCCCAAAAUCAUUUCAUGUAAACAUGGUUAAAGCAAUAGUUUCAUAAUAAGAUAAUAAAUGUUCUUGAAAUUACUUUUUAUUUUCUUGGUUUUAAACUACUUUCACAUUUGUUUAGACAUUUAAAAAUCUGUGUUCUGAACCUUUAAACUGAUUAGAAAUUUAUGUUAAGUGCAUUUCUGUUUAAUUUGAUAAUUCUAAAAUCAUAAACAGUAUAAAUAAAAAAGACUGUAUUCUUAGAAGUCACAACUAGAAAGUGCUGACGAUAAAGUUGACGUACAAGUUCAAAUAUACUUAUUUAAGGUGUUUAUUUCCAUCGUUUUUAGACGCUUGUCCAGAUUGUGACACUGCUGUUAAAUUCAUUUCCAUGAAGUCAUAAAAAAAGGUGUAAAAAGUCCUUUAAAAUUUAACUCUGUGAAGGUCUAAGAUUCAACCUUUGUAUACACCUGUCGCUCUUGAGAGUGACGGCGCAGUGCUGUCGGUCGUUUCUAUGUUAUUUUCACUUUAACUAGCAGAAGAGGAACCAUGUUUUGAUACGUUUCAUUUCCACUUCCACUCCAUCAUAAGUGAAAUUAAUUAACCACGAUCACAACCUUUUAAGCCUCCCAGUGCUGCGUUUCUAUCUGUAGCCACUCUCUGUAGUUUCCCUCAGCCUUGCAGCAUUUCUAAAUAAUUGUUCAGUUUUAAGGCAACUUCAUUGUGUUUUAUCCCAGCUCUCUCAUCAACCCAGUUUCCAGCUGAAGCAGACAGCUUUUUAGCGCGGAGAACUCUGAUAAAAGUUUUGUAAGCAGAGACACACAGUUAGCAAGUAUCUGGCAGAGAAAGUGGAGCAUUUAGCUGCUAAAGAGCCAGACAUUUCCCUCAAGAGAAAGUGGAGACCAAAGCUGAAAAUAUCAAAUGAUACUGCUUGAUGUCGUCUCUUUUUCUCAGUUCAUCACAGAGGAGCAGCUUUUUUUUUUUUACAAAACUCCGAUCAAAGAAACUUUAAGAAACUUGUAACUUUUGAGAAAAUAAACUCCUGUUUCUCUCCUGACAGGUCAAGGAGCUCAAUCACGUUCUGGAGGCGGAGAAGUCGUGUCGUACGGACUUGGAGAUGUACGUGGCCGUGCUGAACACUCAGAAAUCUGUCCUGCAGGAAGAUGCAGAGAAACUACGGAAAGAGCUCCAUGAAGGUACCGAGUUAUGAUCCUCUGUUCUUUCUAAAAGAGAGUAAACUAUGACAGAUUGGUUUUUACUGAAGAUACUUACUGAGAGUGACUUUCUGCAACAUCGGCUCCCCCCCCCAAAACACACGCUGCUUCAUCUUGUAUCACUGAUUUUGAUGGUGUCAGAUGCUGGUUUAAUCAUCUCCACUGUGAGGCUGUCAGCACUCAGGCAGGGGGGUUGAAACUUCUGCUCCGCACACUUAGCUGCAGUGUAGACAGGAAAUCGACUUUUCAAAUGUGGAUGUCUACCAGCCACUGACAGACAGACGAUCAGAUUCAGCAAUCUCUAAAAAGAAAAUCUGUACUUUUGGUCCUGAAAUCGACCCGCCACUUCAAUAUUCACAAGAGAUGGACAUAUCAGGCCAAAAUACGACUCAAAUCUAAAUAGCAAAUCAGAACAAGAACAAGCCUGCUCCUCUGAGCCCUGCAUUGAGUGAAGCAUUCUUCCCAUUCUGAAUAUUUACAACUUUUUUCACCAUUUACUGUUUUGAAUCUCACUGGUCCCGGUCAGUGGCAGGUGUAACUUUUGUGAGUAGCUAUGAUUGAAACACAGUCGGAAUUUCCAUAUUUUUCCAUACCCUACUUUUUAGAAUUAUUUCUGGAAAUACCUACUUUUCUAUUUUAGAAAACAGUAUUUUAGAACUGUGGUAAGAGUCCGGAAACAUAAAUACUUUUCCAUACUUUUUAAGACCUUCAAAUUGAUCAAAUUUAUUUCCAUACUUUUCCAUACUUGUGUAGGAACCCUGCACAGUGUUUAUUUGGGAAACAACAGUGACUCAUACAACACUUAGAGGUGUGGACACUAAAAUUCUCCAUGAGAGUUUACUGUGAUUUAUGCUGCUGUUUCUGUGACUCAGUAGUGUGUGCGUGCAUGUUUACACCAAACAGAAUAUCUAAAUUCAACUUCGUUUUUAUGGCAAUUUUCAGACAAAACAUGCAGUUCAAAGUGCCUCACAGAGGCUAAAAACAACAAUUAACAACAAUAAAACCUGACCCUUCCACCCACACACCAAAGACACACCCACCCUCACUCACUCACUCACCCACACAUACACACACAAAGUGCACACAGUGUGAGAAUUUAAGAUAUAUUGUUAAAGAGACAUGGCCUGACACCGAGACAAUACGUGAGGUACAAAGUGCUACCUCUGGGAAACACUGGAGAUAAAAAAUAGAAAAUGUUAAAAGGAAAGAAUAAAACCUGAUAAACUAAAACAAGAAAACAAUAUUUUCAGAUACGUAAGAGCUCUUUACCAUCUAAAAAGGGGUAAAAGAAGUAAAAACCUAUGACGGGAAUUAAGAAAAAGACUAAGAACAAAGAUAAUUAAUAAAAUGACAUAAAAUAAGAAUAAGAACUUUCAUUAAAAUGAACAUUUGCAAUAAGAAGGUGAGUCUUGGGCCUCUUCUUAAAAACAUCAACAGUCUAGUCAUCUAGUCUCUGCAUUCGUUAUGUGUAUCCCAAACAGCUGUUGCAUAUGUUUUGUACUCGAUUUGCUGUUUAAUGCAGUUUGCAAAUAGCUCUUGGGUGAACUUCUGUCUGACAGGAGCGCACCAUAAAAACAGUGAAAAGAUGUUUUUAUCCAGUAAGAUAAUAUUUGAAUGAACUUCUCAUCUCUUCAUGAAUUAAUAAAUAUACCAAAAAUGUAAAAUUCAUAACCCAUCUAUAAUAUCUGCCUGUAUUAGGCUGUUAGCAGGGGAAAUGUGAAAUAUCAAGUUACAGUUUAUGGAAAUAUCUUUUAUUCUACUGAUGAUUAAAAAGGAAAAACUGUAAAACAGUUAUCAAAGACCAACACAAUGUCUUUCAGCUUCUUGAAUGAUGAAGCAAAGCAGCAGAUUCCUACAUUUAGGAAGCGGAAACCAGAGGAAACGAAGAGCUGAAAAUCUGACUGAUGUGAUCUGGAUUAUUAAACCAGUAUUUCUAUCCCCAUCAAAGAUUAUAAGACCAACUACUGCAGACCUAGACUAAGCUAUGAGCUACUUAAACUGAGUACACAGACUUUUUCCUCCAGAAGUGAGUGGAAAACUGAUGCUUUACUCUGAGGAGAUGGAAGAAAUCCUUCAAAAGGGGGUCUUCUGCGUACAAAAAUGAGGCUUGACGUGUGGGCUGUUACAGGAGUCAAAUACAGGGCAGCUGCUCUGCAGGUGUGCUUCACUGUGUUGUAACAGGAUUGGGGUUAUGCAUAACACACGUCUCAUAAUUUUAGAGGAGAUUCAUUGAAAGAAAAAGUAUUUUUAUAAAACAGAAAAAGGUUAAAAAGGCAUAAAAAAGCCCAAGAGAAAUGAAGACUCCAUCCUGUUCCUCCGUUUAUUUGAUAAGUAGGACAAGAGUUCAUCCGAGUUGAUGGAGCAGGAAUCAGAAAUAUGACUCAGUGUUAAGUUAAAGUUGUCCUUUUACUGUCUAAUGAUAGAUUUAUAAAACUUUGGUGCUUCUGGCUGAGAAAUAAACCCCUUCCAUCAGCGUUAACCAACCUUUUCCCUCUUGUCUUCUGUCGUGCCGCCGUUUGACGCUUCAGUGUGUCACAAGCUGGAGUUGGAGCGGCAGCAGCACAACCAGCUGAAACACACGUGGCAGAGAGCCAACGACCAGUUCCUGGAGUCCCAGCGUCUCCUCAUGAGGGACAUGCAGCGGAUAGAGAGCGUGCUGUCGUCAGAACAGCUCCGCCAGGUGGAGGAGAUGAAGAAGAAAGACCAGGUACACAAAUACGCACACGCAUACACUCUGGAUACCCCGCAGUUUGGUGUGUUUGAGCUCGCAGGAUAUCUGAUCAGGAGGGGAAUUCGUGAUGUUGUGCAAACUUGAGUUUUCAGGCGGCGUUUUUCAGUCAAAUUAUCUGUCAAAGCGAGCGAGCCUGCCGUCUGACAGAUAAUUUAUUUCCAUCUUUUAAAGAAGAUAUGUAAGCUUCUUAGCAAGAACCAGAGGAAUAAAGUCGAGCUGCUGUGACUGGAAGACAGAAAAGGUCACCAGGAAUUGAGAUGAUAAAGGAUGAGGCAGAUGAACCACAUGUGAUCCUAAUAUUGGUCGUGAUCAUAAUAAUAGUGGAAAUGAAAACUCAGACAAUCAAAAGAAGUGAAAAAACGUGAAAAAUCUUACCACAAUUACAGUAUUGUGAGCUCAGUACUUGAGGCUGCAUAUUGAUUUAAACUUUUUAUAAAUGUAUUUAUCUUGAAGUAGAUUAUGCAAAGUCAGAUCGUUAUUUUACUUUCCAACAUUUAUUUAAAAACUUGUUUGUAUUAUUUUUACGCUCGGUUAAAGCUCCUGUGAGGAACUUUUGGUUUGUGUAGAUGUUGGUGCCCCCCUGUGGACAAAGCAGUCUUGGAUAGUAUUCAUUUUAUUUCAUACUUUAUUUCAUUCGGUUAGUAUAUAAAACAUUCAAUACAAACAAGGAAAAAUCUCAAACUUGUGAAUGAAAAGGAGCAGAAAGAAGAAAAAUCUGUCCCUCUUUGAUAAGAUAUUAAUCAACUAAACACAUAAUAAUUUUGACCCCCCCUAAAAAUCAUUUAGCAGACAUCUGAAAGUGAAAUUGAUCAUCCAUGCUGAAUACUUUAUGAGUGAAUUAAAAACAGGGCUGAUUAUUCAGCUGCCUGGCUGACACCUGCCCCCUUGCACCAGUUUCAGGCAUCAAAAAUUAGGAUUAAAAAAAAAUGUUCUGUUUUGUUUUUGGUGGACUUGUUUGCUUUAGGGUGUCAUAAAAAAGCAUCAAUAUGAAUUUCAUUUUAUUAAAAAAAAAAGUUAGAAGUGUUAAAAGAGAAAAACAAUACUUUAAUUGAUUGUAAAAAUAUGAAAUAUGAUCAAAAAUGGGGAAAAAAAGUCAUCAAGACCAAAAAUCUGGUUGAUCAGCUGUCUGUGUGGGUCGGUUGUUUCUUGCAGAUCAAUGAGGUGCAGUUAUCUUGGGUGGUGAUCUGAAUAGACGCAGGACAUAACUCUGAAUUAACUCUCUUUGGAGGUGAAUUGGUUGAAUUUUCCUCCAGUGAAAUAAAACCAAAUAGAUCUACUCAAAAUCAAAAACUGAGACAUACUGAAAGCCUCAGGUGCUUUGUCGCUUUUUUCUUUCACUCGAUCACAUCUCAGAGGAAAAAAAACUGCACUAAUCUGCAUUUCUUUGACAGAAUUAGUGCAUUUUUAAGCUCUUUACGCAUCAACCGUAUGCUGAGCUUAUCAAUGGAGUUAAAAAUGGGUUGUAUUCACUCAUUGAGUUGUUUGAUGAAAUCACUUUAGCUUUGAAGUCCUGCUGAAUAUAUUUAUGUAAAUAUAGUCGACUAAAGUACGAAGUGACAAAAGGAUUUGUCUGUCCACGUCUUAGGAGGAGGAUGAAAAGGAGCGGCUGAACCAAGUGAAGGAGCUGCAGGAGGAGGAUGGUGGAGAUAACACCGAGCCUCUGGAGGAUUCCUUCCUCGGGCUGAGCGUUGAGGAGGUACGAGAAUCAUGUAAUCUGAUACGUCCCUCAGGGUGAGCUGGGCAGGAGGUUAUUGUCUUACGUCAUAUUAAUGUCCCUCAGAGUAACACAAUCUCAACAUGGGCAACACGGCACCUACACUUUUAUCAAUGCGUGUUGUUUCCCGAGCAGCUUUGAGACGAUGCCGGUACUGGUGGUCCAUAACACUUAGAACGUGAUAUGAUUAUGACUGCUCAGAUAUUCCGCUUGUGCACAAUUAUAUUUCUUUGCUGUGCAUAAAAUCAGGGAGUUAGUAUAGAAAUGAAGCCCGAUUUGAACCCAGAAUUGUGGCUUCAACAAAAUGUAGUGAAAAGAAGGUUAGUUGUUGUUUUUGUGUGUGUUUUCAGGGGGGCAUGGUACCUGUUCAAUCACCCAAACAAACAUAGACCUGUCUGCUGUUCAGCUGCUGUCUGUUUUUCUAAGGCUGUCAAACAUGAAAUUUGCCUGACGUGCAGCUUAUUUUCAGCCCUGAAACUGGCUUAAAUAUUAAAGUUUAUAUUAACUUGCUGUGAGAGAUAAAGAAAAACCUUCCCUGCAGAGCACAGAGUUGGAGGUUCAAUAUUUGACUUUUCUUGCCUUCUCGUUUCAUGGUAAUCCUUUCUGCUGCACAUUUACAGCUACAAUGAUAAACACAGUUAUUGUAAUCAAUGUACCACUGGGUUUUCCACCAUAACGCUUCUCCUUUCUUGUUUGCCAGCAGUUUUGUUUGUUAGGCAUAUUUUUCUGUCUCUUGGUGCAUCACUGCCAUCUGUAGAUUCAUGAUAUAAUGUAAAACUGUGGUUGGGAAUCUGUAUAGUGCAUGUACAAGCUCCUGUAUCAGGCCUGCAGAUUCCCUUGCAAACAUGUUCCUUUGACAGAAGACCAGAUGUGUGUGAAACAUUCAGCCUGAAACAGUCUUUUGGGGUUUUUGUUUAUCUCAUCUUCAGCUGUAAUGAAAUAAGGCACUGGCUAUUCUUGUUCCACACUCCUGUUCAGGGUACUCAUUUGCUCUUUCUCUUGCAGCCCCACGCCAACCACAGCGCCCACGGCUCCAUGCACUCUUUAGACACUGAUGUGGUAGCAGGAAGCCCCAUGGACCCCUAUAAAGAAAACCUGCGUCGAGUUCAGUCCACGGACAGCCUCGGCUCCUCGCUCUCUCCUCAGCAGGGCCUCGGCGGUCACAACCACAAAGCCAAGUCGGCCAGCCACUUAGACGAGUCGGACUUUGGGCCCUUGGUGGGGGCCGACUGCAGCGUGACGGACAGUAGUUUUGGUGAAACCGCAUCAAUCAGCUCCAUCAAACUGACGCCGAGCCACUUUCUCCUGACGAAAGACCAGGAGAAGGCCAUCAAGGCCAUGACGCCGGAGCAGGAGGAGACAGCGUCGCUGCUCUCCAGCAUCUCCCACGCCCCCGACACCGCCUACUUACCGCCUGCUGGCUACAGGCUGGUCAGCGACAGCGAGUGGAAUCUGCUACAGCAAGAGGUGCAACACUCAGGCUUUCUGGACCAGUUUUAACACAGCAUGGGGUUCAAUGUGCUAUUUUACUGUUUACUUGUAAAAAUAUCUAGAAUAUUUUAGGCUCAGGAAAACUUUUAUUAUUUUUGAAUAUUAACUCAGGUAAUUAUGGCCUGUAGAUAAAAAAACAAAAACAAAACAACAACAUAAAAACCUGGAUUUAUAUUUCAAGCUCAAGGAGUUAUUGUGAGAAAAAACAAAAAUUUCCACAAUAUUUUUGCUUUUUUGAACCACCAGGCUAUGAAAUCACUAUAAAACAUAAUCUGUCUAGUUGGAGGUGUUGUGAAAGGUUUUCAUUUAAUGAUUUCUUUUGUUAUAAUCAAUCUUUCAUAGGAUUGACAUUCGAUUUGGCAUAAAAGAGAAUAAUUAGAUUUGAUCUCUCAGUAUAAAGUAUUUUUCUUUCAGAUCCUUUAAAUCUGUCUUUGAAGUAGACAAACACUUACUGCCCCUCACACACAGUUAUUUCAUCCUUUGUGGGUGUUUUUGCUCCUUUUUAAAGAUCUUAUCUGAGUUUAUUAGGCUCUUAAAGUACAGGGACGCAAGUACCCAAAAACUUUUUUAUUUUGAGUCAUUAUUACAAAAAAAAAAAAAUCCUAAAAGCGCGUCUCACUUUCAAGGUGCUGUGACGGAGGAUUUGGGCCACAUCAAGAAAGUAAAGAAAGUCAUAGAUUGUUAAGGAUAGAGUUAUGCUAACAAGAAAAAAGUUCUGAUUUUAAAACGUAAAAGUCAUUAUUUUAGAAGAAAAAAACCUAGUAUUACAGGCUAAUGCUCAUCUCUGCAGGUCAAAUCCUCAGAUAUGUUGAUACCAGAAAGCCACUUAAUUUGAGAGAGGUCUGGCUGCAGACCUCCACUGUGAGGACCCACCUCCACUGUGAGGACCAGCUCCACUGUGAGGACCAGCUCCGUUGAGAGGACCUGGGAUGAAUUUUUUGUCCGACACGCUCCAGGUUGUUUGAAGUGGUCAUCCGGAUUUGUAUUUUGUCUUCUUUGAACACCUGAAUACACACAAAAAUCGUAUUAACAUUGUAAUCAUAAAAUUAAACCCCAUUAAAUAAGAUAUAAUCACACAAGACAAAAAAUACGUACUCCCCGGUCUAAUCGCUUUUAAUUUGGAAGGCUGUGAUUCAACGUUCUGCGGUUAAAACAAAACAACAACAACAAAAAAUACUCUGGGUAUAUUUGCUUUUAUUUUGAAAGGCAUCAAAUGAACUCCCGGUCUGCUCAGUGGAGGUCUACAAGGAAGGGUCCUCACAGUGGAGAUCUGCAGCCAGACUGUCUUGCUCAAUUUUAGAUUUCCUAAUAUCUGUUUUGCCAGUAUUUUCACACUCAUCUUGGCUGAUAUGGAUAUUGGAAGAGGCAGAGAAACCAACUUAAACAAAUUUUAUCUCUGCUUAUACAAAAGAUAACUUUAUAAGGCAUUAUCUCUUGAUACUGAUGCUGUGCGAAUGAGAGUGUGUAUCCCCAUAUAAUAAGCGUUGGCAUUUUUAAAUAAGGGUGCAUCAUCUGACUAUAAAGUUUAAUUCGUUUCCUGUUCACUUUGAACGAGCCUUUUAUUUAGUGGAGAGGAGCCACAGAUUGUACCAGUCUAGAGACAAAGAAGUAGAGAGAGGUUGUCGUUGUUGUUACAGGCAAAACAAUUUGUAUUUAUAGACAUUUUUGAUGGGAAAACCUUUUCUAACAGAGGAUCAUACUUGUCAUGCAUCGCCACAGAGUAAGCAGGGAAGUAUCAGUCUAGACUCUGACUGCUAGAUAACUCUCAAUAUUUCCAUGUCUGCACAUUUGACCUGCUGCAAGAGUUUUUAUUAUCUAUGAAACAGAUGGAAAUUAACAGAGAUGCCUCUCUCUGACCAACCAAAGCAAAUAAGACUGACCGUUUACGUAUUUGCAUUUGAAAUGCCUGUAACAGCUUGAAGUGGGUAGGUGGCAGACGAGAUAAUUUGCAGCUGGCUGAAGGUUUCUCUGCAUCUAAUAAUCAUAAUGAGGGAUAAAUGUUACUGCUAAAGGAAAGCAUGAUUAGAUUGUGUGUCAGAAAACAGCACGUACACUUGGACAGGACCAAAUCAGCAACAAUGGAAGUGGUAUCACUUUGUUCAACGGCAAAAUCAACAUGAAGGGAAAGGUGACUCCUGCUUUUAAGAGAGGAAAUACUGUCUCAUCUUCUUUCUAGACUCAGUCCCUUAACUCAAAGCUGUGUCUUUUCCUUCUGAACAUAUUGCAUCUUAUUAUCCAACCUACGCUGUGAAUUUGGCCUCUAUGAAACUGCCUGUAUUCUUAACGCAGGCUGUGCUAGUUUCCUUCCAACCAUCGAGCUCAUCUGCUACAGUUUGGAGUUUUUUAUUUCCAACCAGUAGCCAAGUCAGAAGCAUCAAACAAUUGCCAGUGGACAUCUGUUUAUGUUAUGCAAUAAUUGUCCUUAAUGGUUUCGUUGUUUUCUUACUGGUCAAUCACCAGGUGAAAAACGCUGGCAGGAAACUCGGCCGUCGCUGUGACAUGUGCUCUAACUACGAGAAGCAGCUCCAGGUCAUCCAAGGGCAGGAGGCCGACACACGAGAUCAGGUGCAAAGCUUCCUUCCUUUCUGUCAAACUGUGGCUGUUUUUAGAUUCGUGGUAUUUAGAAGUUGUUGUUUUUUUUAAUCUAUAGAGUUUCACAUUUCCUUUCAGGUGAAGAAACUGCAGGUGAUGCUCCGCCAGGCCAACGAUCAGCUGGAGAGGACGAUGACUGAGAAGCAGACUCUGGAGGAUUCAGUCAAAGCAGGAAACGAGGAAACCACAACAAAGGUUUGGACACAUUUCUAGAUAAGUCACGGUGUGCACAGUGUGUGUCGGGACUUUUAGAGCUCGUACUACUCCAAAACAAGUUUCUCUCUGAGUGUGCCAGUUCUGAAAUUAAAGCUUUUGAAAUAAUGGCCCGAGGAACAUGAAACCUUUGGCUCAUUAUUUGAGUUACAAACCACCUACUGAGCUGAAUUCCUGUGAACUCUGCAAGUACGCCUUUGGUUCCCACAACGCUUAAGGGCAUAAAAGCAGAGGAGUGAUGUUGUUGUCAUGGUUGUUUUGAAGUAAGUCAGGACCACAAAAAGUUUUCUUCAGUGUUCUCAGCUCACUUUGUCACCUCACUGUAACAUCUCCGCCCUCCUUGACUCCUUCAUGCCUUCCCAGGCCAUCCUCCAACUCCAGUGUCCACUUUUGAAACUACCCAAGAGAGAAAAAUAACUCCUAUUUCCACAUAAAGAGUUUCUGUUUCAGCUUGUCAGUUUGGAUCACUUUCUCUGGUUUCCUCCCCCUGAUUUUGCAAGAUUGAAAAGACACUUGAUAUCUGCAGGGGCGCCAAAGGAGCCAACCUCUUAAGUUUUGGUCGUUUUUGCUGGUUUGGUAUUUUGGAGGACUGUCAUAGUGGAAGGAGGAGCAGUAGGAGGUUUUGUGGACUGACGCCACCUACACACUUUAGCCUCCACUGCAACAGCACUGUCCUGCUAUCACAAUGCCUUUGUACUUAUACACUGCUCUGUGACGUGAUGAAAUAUCGGCGUCCUAUUUUAUAGUUGGCGACCAAGCUUUCUUGGCUGUGGCUCCCAAAUUGUGUAAAGAAUUGUCACUCCAGAUUAAAACAUCCCCCACUCUUUUUACUUUUAAAUCACGUCUUAAAACUCAUUUUUAUUCCUUGGCUUGUAACUCAGCAUGAGAGUUGUGUAAUCUCUGUCCUUUUAUGGUCCUUUUAUCAUUUUUAUUUCUUUUAUGUUUUUGUGUUUUUAUUUCAUUUAUUUUAUUUCAUUUUAAAUGUUUCUUCCUGUUUUUAUUUAUUUCAUCUUGAUGUUUUCUGGAUUGUCUGCUCUUUUCAUGUUAUUGUGCAACACUUUGGUAAACUUAGAUGUUUUUUAAAAUGUGCUAUAUGAAUAAAGCAGAUUGGAUUUGAUUAGUUACAUGUCACAUUACUGUAUUGCACAUGAGGUACGGCUUGUAAACACACAGUGGGAUCGCCACAUCCACCCACAGUCAGACAUGCACACACAAAUAGCGCCGUUUCAUCGGGUCAGCUCCAACGCUGCACACCGCCACCUUCUUCCCUUGGAUCUGCCUUUGUUAUUAUCUCUGAGGGGACAUCAGAGGGAGAACAACUUCACCUCACCAUGACUUCUCUGUGCGCCACACGAGACAUAAUAGGCAUAAAUAUCUGACCUUAAAAUGGCAGCAUGUAAGAGCCCUCUGCUCUGCACCUCUUCUGUGAAGUGAGAGUGGAUUGUUAGACCUUUGCAAGGGUGAAUCGGCUCAAAUGCUGACUGACUGACCUUGUGAUGACUUCGUCUCAGUGGACAUAAAUUUAUAUCCUAUAUAACCUCAUUUUUAAAGAAGACAAACUCCUAUUUCUCAUUUUCUAUUUCUUGGCGUAUUCUGUGACUAAAUCCCACAUGUGAUUGUUUUUCUAUCAAGUAUUUUCAACUACAGCCAGUUGAACUACAGCUUUUGUGUCUUAUUGAUGUUUUUUUUCUGUGUUGUAGGUGUCCGCCCUCAUGCAGCGAGUCCAGGAAUCAGAAACACUCCUCGGCCUACUACAGCAGGCCUUCGGUGAAGCCAAGAGGAACACGCAGGAGCAGAUGGUGAGCAGCAGAUACUCUCUCCAUUCUGGUGUGGCUCCGUUUUUUGCCGGCUGUGUUUGAAUCUCCGGUUUCCUUCUCGUGUCGGUGUCUGCUGAGGCUGGAGGGACCUCAGCCUUCGAAAUAAGAGGGGACUGCUAAUUUUUGUUGUGACAUCAGGCGGACAUGCAGCCAAAGUGAAUCAUGGCUCGAGGAUCCUGCUGUCUGUUAGUGUUUUUGAUUUGACUUCCUCUGCCUGAGUGGAUAAAUGGCUUUUUUCUUUCACACUACAAAUACAUGCUGACACCAUGAAGCACUUAGCUGCUGGAUUCCUGCUCUGAUGCAAAACUGGUCUGAAAGGUUUGAUAGAGAGAUGCACGCUGACGUUUUCAGCUCGUUGGCUUAAAGAAGGUCUGCAGCAGGUAAACUAGUAUAUGCAGUUCACAAAGACGCCAGGGAUCUGUCUUUUUAAGAAGAUAUUUUUUUUCCAUCAGCCCUAAUCCUCUUCCGUACAAAGAACAUAAAAUACAACCAGCAUUAUAAGAAGAAAAAAUUAUACAAAAACAACAUGAACGGCUUAAAAUACAGAAAAUAUGCCAAAGGCUGUUAAAGUGUGUCUUCAGCAGCCUUUUGAGUACUUCGGUUAGGACUCUUGCUAAAUUAUUCCACAUUACGGCUCCACAGACUGCAUCAGUCCUGGACCCAGAGCAGCGUCCCGAGUCCCGUGACUCUGAUGAUCCCUCACACAGUUUAUUGGAGAGGACAGACAGUUUGGCUCUUUGCUAAAACAAAUAUUCCUAAAAAAAAAUCGUCAGGUUGCUUUCUAACCGUUUGUGGAAGACUGGCAUGCAGACUCUCUGUACUCAACCUCACGCCUGGACAGGCCAGGGCCGGUCUUGCAACUUUAUUUUGUAAAAUUUAUAAUAUUUAUUUAUAAUGAAAAAAACCUCCCCCUCUCAUUUUUCCCCCCCUCCUAGGCCUUCAAACUUUUCCAUAUCUCAGCAGUCUGCCAAGUAUCAGCACUCAUUUCAUGAGCUGGGGUCGCUCCUCUGUUAAAAACGACUUGAACUGAACAUUAACCAGUUUGCCGCCAUCUCCAUACAUUAUUGUUGCUUCUGUGCCUGUCUCAGGGAAUGAUACAAUGAUGCAAAAGCCUCACUACCUCCACAGACAUAAAGUCAUGUAAAUAGUCAUGUGAAAUGGUUUGGAUUUGUGGGAACCUGAUUUUUUAAAUGAAAGAAGUGGCUGUAUAAGGUCACCACUUCCUCACCACAUAUGUUCACUGACAUCAUGUAGAUUUUGGCUGCAGGAUUUCUACUUAUAAAAAAGGAAGUGCAACCUGCUGAAAUGUCACUCAAUAACCAGAAUAGAGAAGUUUUUUAAAUCUUAAAUUUUAGCAUAAUUUCCCUUUUCUCAUGAAAAGGUAAUGAACACCUUCUCACAACAGUGAGGAAAAGAGACGGGAGAGGAGAGAGGCAGAAAGCCGUCUUAAUAAUGAAUGUGCAGCUGCAAGCUGGGCCACAACACACACAACAUACCGUCUGCAAAGCAAUGAGACAUUCAGUCUGCUGCCUCUGGCUUUGAUCUGAAGAAAAAUGGGUCUUCACUCUUCCAUUAAUUCAGUUUUAAUAUUACAGCGAGCAGAAUGAUAGCCCUGCAGGGAGAGUCGGAUGGAGCACGUAUCCAAAAUAAAACGCUGUCCGUUGACUCACUCCUGUCACGCCGCGUAUGAUGCGAUGAUGAUUUUACAGACUGACACACGACGAGGGCGGAAUGAGUGACUUUUCUUUGUUUGUUCGUUUCAGGCGGUGCUGGUGAAAUCAAGGGAGCAGGUGGCAGAUGAGCUAAGUCGACUACAGAGAGACAACGAGAGCCUGCAGGGGAAACACAGGCUGCACGUAGAGCUGCAGCAACAGGAGGACUUUCAGAUGCCCGGCACUGUGCAAGUACGUGAAAGCAAAAUCAAUAAGGGCCGAGUAUUAAUCCUUUAAACCGUCUUGAUAGCAACUGGAACAAAUCUGCAAACACAGAUUUUUGUUUCAGCAGCAGGAGGAGAAGGAUUUCUUGUACAUGGUUUGUACAUGCUACCAAAACGUGAUAUCAGGAGGUGAUUUUAAAAAAUAAUGACUGCAAAAGAAACUUGAGAACAGUGUUGCCAGGGUGACAUAUUUUCACCUUACAGAUGAGACAAAGGUGUGACUUAAUGAGGUUUCCUGAUACACCAAAUCUACUCACACAUAAUGAAGAUUUAUUUUAUCUGUGCCUCACAAAACGAUCACUGUGAUGCUUUUAUUUUUAUGUUUUUACCAUCUUGGGUUUAGGCUGCUUUUUUCUUAUGUUGUAAAAAUGCUUUUAUUCUAAUAUGAGGUGAACAAUAUUCAGAGGCGGAGCCUGAGCUACAGUAGUCAGUAAAAUCUGCAGCUACAAGGAUAGUUCAGACGUCUAAAUGUGGGGCGCUGAUGGCCUUGUGGUCUAAACAAACCAUGUUUAGAGGCCACAACCUGGUCACGACCCUUCGCUGCAUGUGUCCCUCCACUCUCUGCUCCCCACAGUUCCUGUUUCUCUUCAGCUUUCCUAUAUAAUCAAAGCAAAAUGCCCCCAAAAGUUUAAAUUUAAAAAAGUAUUAAAGUUCAGUGCAUUAGAUCCUUGAAUAUCACUCUAACUGUGUUGAUGGAUUUAUAAUCUCUGAAAAACUCACUUAUCGCCGAUAUGUAUUUUCUCUCUCAUCUCUUUCUAAAGUCUCUAAACAGCAAAAAUACUGAUUUUAGUGUAUUUGUCUAGUUUCAUGUCAAAAUAUUGCACUGUACUUAGUAUUAGCCAAAUGAUCCUUACAAGAACAGAUACAACAUCUUAUUUCAAGAUAUUUCAGGCAAAAGCACCAGUCACAUUCACUUAAAUUUCUUAUUUACAGAGAAUAAACUUAGUUCAAACCCAAUUUCAUGCUUGUAAAACCUUGAAACUCGAUGUUUUCUCUAAAGCAUAUUUUGACACUGGAAAUUAAAACGCAAACUUUGUAAGAUUUGAGAUUUUGCAGUGCGAUGCUGAAUUUGUCUCCACAUCUUCUGCUCGUCUGCUUUUCUAAGUAGGCGUGAGAUUCUUUCCUGAAACCUUGCAAGAUUUCAAAUCCAGUUUAUUGUCACUUACAGAUGCAAAAUACUCUUAUCCUCAGAGAAACAUUUAAAACAAGGAAUAUAACUGCAAAUACAAACCUGUUAAAACUAAUCCCAUAUUUAAGAACAUGGCUAGAAACAAAGUGCUCUUGCAUAAUUAAGUGUACAAGUGCAGUUAUGAGUGUUUGGCCGCUGGCGAGCAUAUUAAAGUAGGUGCAGGUGCAUAUGUGUGUUUACCAGCCUCUGCAGUCUUGUGGUGUUCGGGGAGAAAGGGUGGGAGUGGCAACAGGGGGAGGGUGAUCAGAGUCCUAAUGGCCUGAGAAAAGAGGCUAUUACUCAGUCUGCCUCGGAGCCUGUCCUGGUGGCAAGAGUGCAAAGGGAUGUGAUCAGAGGGUGUAACAUUGCGUCGGAGGCAUUUUUUAAAGCACUUGCAUACGUUACAUAAAGUAGAAUAGCUGCUAUAUUACCAUAAAAUUGACAGUGUCUCACUGAUUACCUCUGGGGUAGCACUAUUAUGACUCCACAGACUCAUUUUCAGUGAUUAAAGGCAGCACUGCUCAUUUCGGAGUCCCUCAAAGAUUAGAGUAUUAUCUUUUUAUGACUGUAAUCCCUCCUCCUUGAAACUCAAAAACAUCCUCCCACACUGUUACUCUUGGCUGAGUUCUCCCGCCUGACUGUGUGUCAGGCAGAGUGGGCCCUGCUUCUGUGGAGGUGGAGUAGCGCUGAUGAUGACCCACUAACAUUUGAGGCUUGUUGGUGGUAAAAACCAGCUGCUCAUGUAACUUUAAAAUCCCUGUUUACUACACCCAGAUACCAAAAGAAAGAGAAGCACUUGUUUGUGUUAUUCCAGUUGAAUUCAAUAAUCUUAGGGCAGAUUUGAGUCUUUUCUAAAUUGGUUAAACGACACAGAACAAACUAACCUGACACUAAUGAUACCUGACUAAACAGAGGACUGAAAAACUUCUGCUCAUCUCUGUAGACCUUUAGAGUGUCUAAAAAAAUAGAUCUGUUGUUGCAGUCUGGACUCUCCACAUGGGUCCUCGAGGUGAAUGUGGUGUCAGUUUGAGCCUGGAGGAAUAGAUUUGAGCCAAUCCUCGAUAACCGCUGGCCCACAGUCACCCCUUAGUCUGGGCUCAAGCACAAUCACCCAGGAAAGUUCAUGUCACAAACUAUCAGAGUAUAUCUAAAUGCUUUUUAAUUUGCUUCAGAUGUUGUAGAUAUUUAAUGAAAAACUGCACAAAACUGUAAAAUUGCUCCUCAGGAGGCUAGAUUGUUCUUGAAAUCUACAUACUUCACAUACAAACGUCCUGUUUCACUUAACCACACCGCAGCUUGCCCAUCACGUCAGAUUACGAACUUGUAGCUAAAAAAGCAAAACGAGAGAAACUGACUUUUUGUUGGCAUUGGCCCUCACAAGGCUGAUAUCACCAUUAAACUCAUUUUCUCGAUUGUAAAUGACAGUAAAUCAAAUCUAAAACAGUUACUGACUUGUGUUUAAUAGAAAUUCUGUUAUUUCACGAUGUUCUGAAAUCAAUAUCGUAACUGUGAAUUUGUCUUUUUCAGCAAUUUGUCAAAAAUUCAUUGAAGGCAAAGACAACUCAGACUAUCACAAGUACUGUUUGAGUGCUGACAUCAAAUCGACUGUAACUGAUAAUUAUAAUGUAUGAGAAGUUUCAACAUAGAAACAUAAAGAUGUGUCGUCUGCAAACAGAAUCUCUAAACCUGUUUUUUCACCAGAAAUACCAACGCUAAUCGUCACGCGCUUUGUUCUUUUUUUAUUUAUCUCCUCUACUUCCUCAAAUUAAUCUCAUUAUGUGCCUUAUUUUCCUUUUUUUUUUUUUAUGUGUUUCUCCAGGAGCUCCAGAGCCUGGUGAUAAGGCACCGUGAGGACCUGGUCUCGUUACGGACGUCUGCGGAUCACAUGGAGGAGAAGCUGAAAGCUAAGAUCCUGUUCCUGAAGGAGCAGAUCCAGGCGGAGCAGUGUCUGAAGGAGAACCUGGAGGACACGCUGCAGCUGGAGAUCGAGGGCUGCAAAGAGGAGAUCGGUGAGACUCAAAUGACUCAUUAAAGAAAGAUAACUAACGGAUCAUUUUCAGUAGAAAUGAAACAGACUUUCCUGUGGAGAUGUCUCCAGCCAUCAUUUCUUCAUGAUCUCCUCUGACUUUGCUUUUUGUUCCUCCCUGUUCACCACUUUCAUUCAGACAUCUUGGAAGGUAUGACCCCUGUUUUGAGCCCACUGUAACUGCCUGUAAUGUGUGUGUUAAAGGUGUGGCUGUCAGACUAACAACGACGGUUAGCUCACGACAGACUGUUUUCCCCCUCACUUUUCUAACUGUCUUUGAACGUCUCUGAAAUGUGCAUUAAUCGAUGAUUUACCUCACUCACUGCUGUCCCGCUGCACAGAUAAGCUAUAACAUAUCUCACUGUGAACCCAGAUGUUACACAAGGGUGUUUCCUGUUUAUGGCAAACAUUGUGUGGAAACUCAGAACAACAGUAUGUGUGCACUCACAGCAUAAACAGAUAUGUGGUAGUGAUUGUGAUUUUUAGCAGAGUAUUUCAGACAAUGGGAGUGUUAGAGUUAAAACAGAAAUAUCAUUGUGGGCUCAAGUUGAAGUUUUUGGACUCAGAGUUUUUUGUGUUUAAUUUAUUAUUUUUAUCUUAGAAACAGGGGAAAUUUGAGCUUCUAAAACUUAAUAACUCUGUCUUAAAAAAUAAAAAAAAGCUGAGCUCAAACACUGUAAUGCAGUAAUGUAGCCAACCUCAUUACCAAAACCGUUAUUUGUGUUUCACUUAGACAGUGUAAACUUUCAGAUUUGACCUCUUUUUUUUCACAAAAGCCAGACUCACAAACUCACAGCAGCUUUGUUGCUUUAUUCGGGAAAUGCCAAAUAACCUUUUUAACAGAUCACCACGACUGUAAACCUACAGAGAACAUCAGAGCGAGGUUCUGAACAUCACAAUCCUCUAAUAUAAUCUGUGUCCCACAGCGUCUUUCUCCAGUCUGAAGACGGAGCUGGAGCGAAUAAAAGAGGAGAAAGAAAAGGUAAGUCCUCUUUGAUACUGAAGGACGCUUACAGAGAUUUCUCUAAAGUGCAUUUUGUUCUGUUGUUUAAAGGGAAAAUUUCUACCCUUAAAAGAUGAGAAAUGAAUCAAUCAGCAGAGCAGAAAUGUCACAGUUAGAGACGUUAAAUAAAUUGCACCAACUUUGGACUUUAAAUGAAAUAAAAUAAAACUAGCAAUGACAAGAUGAACGAUUAAAAACUAUGACUUUAUCAAUUCAUAUUUCUAACAUGUUUAAAAAAAUCUUAACUAGCUUGUCCUGUGACUUAAAUUAGUCAAACUUUUCUGUUUUAUGUGAUUUUACAGCCCCCUAGUGGCCAAUGUUGAAGAAUUCCACAAACCAAUUCAUUCUUCAUUACAGCAUCACCGCCCUCUUUCCUUACCUUUAGUUUAAGCUCUUGCUGAAGUUGAUCUUUCGUAUUAUCUCUUACUCAUUUCUGGGUUUUUUUGUUGUUGUGUAGUUGCAGAGCAGUUUAGCAGAGAAAACUGAAACACUGGAGAGCGUCCGGGGCCUGAAGGUCAGCCUGGAGCAGCAGCUCAAAGAGCUAACCACUGCAAAGGUCAGUGAUAAGACAUGCUUCGUGGUCUUUAACCUAAACACCUAAAAUAUAUGCCAACAACUGAGAAGAAUCUGAUCAGGAUUGAAUCAGUGCUUAUGUUUGAGUUUAACCACAUCGAUCACAACUCUUCAUCUGACUGGACAAACACAUUUACUGCUGCUGGUAGCUUCCCGGCAUUCACUGAUGUAGUGAUAAGAAAAGGGACAGAUUUUGGAAUGUAAGAGACGACCUGUGCCAGUAAAAUCUUGAAAGCGUGUGUUAGGGAAGUCUGACUGUGAAUGCAUUAAUUUUAAAUCCAUAAUGGCAGGCAGUGAGGCUAAGCUGAAAGCUGGAUGUGUUGAUUGCGGUGAAAUGCUCUCAAAUGAGGCGAUGAAAACUGAAAACAAUCAGGAUGUGUCAAGAAGCCAAAUGAAUACUCACAUGAGGAAAGCGGGCGGCCUUCAGGCAUCCUUUUUUUAAAUUGAUCAAUUAGAAGUGAGUCUUGAUUCAAAAAAGGUCAAUAAACAUGAAAACCUGAACCUGUGUUACACUGAAGCAUUGAUUCAGUUCAUAACUCAGUGUUUGCAUGUGUGGGAUUUCACUGCAGAGUGCACUAGAGAGCCAGGUCUUCGACGAGAGAGACAAAGCUCAGCGGCUGCAGACGGAGCUGGACGUCAGCGAGCAGGUUCAGAAGGACUUUGUCAAACUUUCUCAGACACUUCAGGUGAGGAUGAAGAAACACUUUAUAAGGGUUUUCAAUUCAUACAGUAAGGUAGUUUAUCUUUUUUUUGUCCAAAUGCCGUGACAAGCCAGAGUCUUACCUUGAAAACUCACAGGAUGCAUGUGCACUGCAUUCUGGUUUUGCUUUAUCUGAGGGUGUGCAUUUUGUAAAAGCAAAAAAGUAUCGUAAGUGCCAAAAAUACCAAGUUUCUAAUGAUUAAAUGAUCAUUUAUAUAUCACUUUCAUCUACAAUUCUUUUUUUUUGUUUGUUUGCAAUACUUGACCUGCGUUUACAAUGGUCCCCAGCCACCUUUUUGACUCCAUAGAGGCAGAUUUUGAGAUGCAAAAAGAAGAAGCAUUGCACCGAUGAAAAGACAGUGCACACAUAUCCUGUGGGUUGAAGGCUUUAAUGCGUUUGUCUUUAGUACCACAAACUCUCAUUUCUAAAUAACCAAUAAAGAAUACUGAAGAGCCCCAGUGUUGUGUGGGUUUCUCUCUUCUCUUAGAAAAGGAGAAAUAACCUGAAACAUGUUGCACAGGCCGUAAUAAUAUCCGAUCCUGUGAGCUCUCCCUCAGAUUGAAAACAAGGUUUAGAAGUUGCUCGUCUGUGUGUGUCCACAGGUACAGUUGGAGCGAAUACGACAGGCAGACUCCCUGGAUCGAAUCAAAGUCAUCCUUAAUGACACCAACUUGACUGACAUCAACCAACUUCCAGAGACAUGAUACCACUGAGUGAAGACUGCCUUCAGUUUCAUUCCCCUCUUUCUCUCUCUCUCUUUCUCUUUCUCUCUCUAUCUCUUAUCACUGGCCCAGUAACAUUAUUGAUCUGACCCUCCUUCCUCCUCCUCCUCUUCCUCUUCCUCCUCCUCCUCCUCCUCCUCCUCCCCCAUAACCACAGAGGAAGAGUUUGGAGGCACAAGAACGGACAUGGCAUGAGGAGGAGCCUUUUGUGUACAUUAAGAGUCUUGGAUCAUGGAUGAAAUAAUGAAGAAGAACACUACUAAAAAAAAUGUAAAUAACUCAAUGUGUGACUCUGGACAGAAGGAGGGAGAGACGUCUGCCUGUGUCUUGUUUCUACUGUAGAUAUGAUUGUCUGUAUUAGCUCAACCAAAAAAAGGUUUGUCAUCUCUUAAAGCACUUUUCAUCUGCGACUUCUAUUUUCAGGCGAAACUCAAACAACUGGAUGCAUCUCUUUUCUUCCUUCUGUUCUUAAAACAGUCGCUUCCUUGUUCCACUUGCUUGUUCUCCCCCUCCCUCGCUCCUCUCUCUGUCUUUUUUUUCCUGUGACAUUUUCCACCUUGAUCUGCUUAAUUCACCCUGUGACAGAGACACACCGAAGGAAAUUCAUGGAAAGUACUUGCACAUAACUUAUCGGGGAUAAAAAAAAAAGGAACAUAAUACAAUUUGAGCAAUACCCUCCAUUUCUUAUAAAAAAAAAACACAUCUACUGUACUUUUGCUUUGUUCUUAAUGUCUAACAGAAACCUUUUUUAAUUUUAAAAGCUGCAAAAAUACAGUGAAGAAUCAUUCAGACACGUCCCAAGUUUCAUUUUUCAUUUUCACCCGUAGACAAAAACGCUAUUUAACUGAGUUUUUGACAGGUAAAAGAAUGGGUACAUGGCAAGAAAAGAGGAAGUGUCAAUGGAUAAUAAUGGAUUUUAACACACUUUUUGCUCCCUUUAAUGGUCGUCCUGUUAAAUUCCUCUUAGUCAGACUGUCUUAAUGUGGUUCUGAGGCUUUUGGAUUAAGCUUGGAUGGUUUUUAAAGUAAUAUAAAAUGGAAAAGCACCAUUACCGCUCUGGCACAAUGUAUUUUUCUGAUAGGGCUGGUUGAAAUAGGACUUAACCUACAAAGCAGGUUAUUUGCUGCAUGAUUACAAAGAAAGCAAACGAAAUUUACAAAGGGGGACUUUGGGAGUUUGAGGCACAGCUAGUUGGAUUUUUUUUUUUUAAACCCAAAUAGCUGGAAAGGAAAUCUAGAUGCAAUUCUUGGGGAAAAAAAAGCAGCAAAAUUUGUCAAACUGUGCCUCACGUUGGUAUGAGCCCAAACAAAACACGACCCAGCUCUUUAACUUAUCUCAUAAUCCAACAGUCAACCUCGCUGAAGGGAGAGAUUGGUGAAAAUUUGCCUCAUCUUUGGUUGGCACACAAAGGAACAAGCCCUUUAAAACUGGAGGGGUAAAGAGGGAUUGAAUUGCUGACAUUUCCAGGUCUGACAAAAAGAUAACUGACUUCACAUAUCUGCACCUAAGCUACAAAAAAAGUUUAUUCAUUACUCUGAGAUAUUCUCACAUGAAGGUUUACUGUCUGAUAAGUAAAAACAAGACUAACCGCAAAUGAAGAAACAACCUGAAGAUUUUGCAUUAGAUGUAAAUUUAAGAAACUAAAGAUAACACUGACUCCUACAUGACUAAAGCUGCCAGUUUCUUCCAUGUGCAGUGAGUGUAGGACGGCCAGAAACCCCCUCAUGUCACACAGCUCCAUACGGAGGAGCAGACUGACUCAGUGAACAGACAAUAACAUACUAACACCGGUUUCUUUACCUUUCUGUAAUCUCAUUUGGACUCUAUUUAUCAAGAACUUUAUUUAUCCCGGGGGGAAAUUAAUCGAAUUACUCCUUGGGAAUAAAUAAAGUUCUUUUUAUCUUAUUUCUGUAUUUGUCAUAUAUAUUCACACGUUUAGCUGUGGUCAGGUUAUAAAGCUAGGGGCUGAAACUCAAACAAACUUUUAAAACUCUGUACUCAUGGUACCAUACAGUCUAAAAACAGCACACGGUUCUAGGAGUUAUCACACAAAGGCAUUUAAAGUUGAGUCUAGUGUGGUCUGACCCGACUUGGUGAGAUAGGAAUGGGUGCAGACAGACAGGUGGUAAAUCCCAACAUCCAACUCUAGUUUAAUAUAAAACACUGAAUCGUGGUAUGACAUUAAGGUGUACGAAACUGAGGCUCCAAACCAAAGAGGGACAGUAGGGUUAGGGUUAAGGUUAGACAGUGUACAACUGGAUUUAGCCUCAGUCAUGUCGCCUAUUUGUGAAGCUGAGUUUUGAACCCUAUCAGUGGUGGUCACCAUGUUAAAAAUGCAGUCUCAGCCUCACUAUUGGUCAACCUAUCAGAGGUGAGAUUUUAGCCUUCUGGAGAAAGGGUCACAGUCAGGUCAGCCAUGCCUCUGAUUUGCCAAUCUUGUAAUCUUGGUAUCUACAAACGUGUAGCAGGUGCUGCACAGCAGUCUUUAGCACUUCUACAUUAACUUCAUUUCUAAAGACUGAAAUUGGCUGUUUGCUUGUCAAUAGAUAUUUUUGUGUCUUUUUAAUUCAACAAAAAAGCAUCAAUUAAAGUCUGCUUAGUUCACUUGUUUAAGGACAGAGAACUGUGUUAAGUGUAUGGCUGCACUUAAGAUUAAGAAGAACUUUGUUAAUCUUCGAAGGGAAAUUCAAUAAACCUACCUACUAACAGGAUUUAUCCCACAUUUAGGAAGACACAAGCUUCCUGUUUAACUUAACCUAUAGUAGAUUUUAGGAAAAAAGCCAACCAUGGUUCAGGAUUUCAGUGUGGCUACUGGGGUGGAUAAUUGGGUUGCCAUCCCCUAGAUCCGCCUGGAAGUAAGUUACUUCUGGAAGUCAAUGAUUUUUCUGAAAACCGUUGCCUCCGAUUUUGCCUUUUAACCGCCUUUUCUCUGCCGCCUUUCUCUCGUUUUUCCUCUGAUUCAAGCGACGACGAAACGACCAAACUUCUUUCAGUGGAUUGAUACGGUAGUUCUGACAUAGUCUGUAUCCAUGGCAACAGUGUACUUCAGACAGUAGGAGUGUUUCCACAGAGUAUUUUAAAGGCCAUGUAUACUAAUUAUUCAACAAACAUUUCCAAUGUCUUUUUUCUGACCACAUCAUCAAACUCAGUUUGUUUAACACUAGUUAAAUUAAGAUGCCUAGCGUUGUAGUUUUAAAUGUAAACGGCCCUUUAACCUUCCGCCUAGUGGUGAAAAUGUUGUGAAUGACUCAACAAAAAACAGGCGUAUCACCAACUUAAUAUGUGUAUUUGACAAUCUGAUCCUGGUCAGUUAUCUUUGUAGGAAGUGUGAGGGGAAAAAACAAAAUCUAUGAUCACUUAGACUGAGUGUUAAAGCAGCUUAAAGAGGGUUUCAGUUGCAGUAAGAUGGCUUUUCAGAAGUUUUACUGAGAUCUUAAACCCAUGUUAAAAUGAACAGUCACAUAGUAGGUCGGAUUUGAUUACAUAAUUAGCAAAUUUAAUGUGGGCAAACACAAGCCAUUACACAACUCAAGUAGCUACAGGAGGGGAGAUGGUACUUCGCCAUCUGCUACACACCCACAUCAGUUGAGGCUAUGAAAUCAGCACAGAGGAGUGUGAUUUUGGGUAUUCAUUUGGAAAUAAAAUCAGCUGUCACUGAUGAAAAAAAGCUGUUAUAAUAAGAGUCUGGAAGCUGUUAAUAAACGUCAUACAAAUGCCAAAACAGAAAAUAUGGUUACUGGAGGAAGAGCUUUGGGUUUUCAGCCUUUUUAGGAUGCGAACAGUUUUCCAGAAAUACUCAGACAUGGCCUCUUUUGAACCAAGGUCCUGACUAAAUCCUCUUAACCUCCUUUGACAGUUUGACACAAAUCUGCAAAUAUAGAAAAUAUGAGGUUCAAUGAGUUUCUGAUGGAACUCAAAUGGAAGAAGGGGACCUCAUUAAACCUGCUCUGUAUGGUUUAAGGAUGUGUUGAUCACUGUGUUUUCCUCAUUGACAUGCAUGUAUAACAUUUCCUCAUGUCUCAUGUUUAUACUGUAGAUAUGUUGAGCUGAUAUUUAUGAUUGAGUGGUGUGAGAUGGUGUGGGUAUGUGGGUGAGUCAGCCUGGGUUGCACUGACAGGAAGCUGCACAUGUUUGGAUUGUAUGACUGUGGGCUGAGCGCUCAUGUUGGGACACUGAGGACGUAAAAAUAGAUUUUUUUAGUGUAAGAUGUGGAUUUUAUUCCUCUGAAGGCCUUAUUGCAUAAUUGACUUGGUGUGUUUUGACUUCAUUUGUCCAUAUUGAUGUCCACUGCAGUUACAGAUUCUGCGUGUGGCCCAUAUAUGGAUGCAGACAUUUACAAUGAUCAUGGUGUUCAUUUUUGAGAUUUGGUUUGACAGAAUAAUUCCUAAUUAAACAUGAUUUUUUUUGUCUUGGAAAAAUUUCUGAUAUGACUGGGCUGAGACAUACUGGACUCUCCUAAAGCUCACACUGUGUACAACCAACUGCAUAGUUUUUAGUAAAAAAUUGACAACAUGACAAAUAAGACACACUUUGACUUCAAGAUUUGUUGGUGCAAUCUAAAUGUUUGGUUGGUUUUUCUAAGACUCUGGCACUGGAAGAUGAGCUUUUUUGUAGAUUUCAAUACUAGUUCUUUAAUGACAAUUAUGAAGCCCGAAGUGUACAUGCAUCUGUAUUCACUCUGUUUUCAGAAGUGACAACCCCUGCUGUUAAGGAAGCUCAAACAGAGGUGCAAAAAAGCUGCAGUUCCUCGAGUGUCCAUUAGAGGGUGGUCCCAAAAGUUAGGGAAUCCCUAUCAGGUCUCAUGUCAUUAUUUCAACAGCAGAAUUAAACAUGUUUUUAACCUGGUGCAAAACAUUCUGGUCUCAAUGGCCAAUUUCUUCUUUUCAUACACAUUGAAGAGAGGGGGAUUUUUAAUAUCAGGUUUGAGGAUAUCAAUAGUAAAGGUUGUUUCAUACAAUCACCAGGUUUCAUACAAUCACAUGUGAUAGUGGCAGAUAUACUGUAAGAGAUCUCAGCCUAUUUACUUCCUUAUUUCAAGAUAAAAAUCCUGGAACACAAGCCUUGUUAUUUUGAGAUUGAUACAUUUUUUAUUUUAGUAAAACCGGCUUUGCCACCUGUUUGAAGUCAAGAGCUCAACAUAACAGCCAAAAACUGAUGAACUAAGUGAAUUUGGUAUGGAUGCAUGUCCAGUUAAGGCUUCCAUCGUGUACAAUGACCAUUAUUAUGAAGUUAAAAUUUACAUGGUCAACAUAAUGUAUGUAGAGCAUUUGAGCACAUUACAAGCAUCAUCAGAACAUUUUAUUCAAAACAUCACCAUAGAGAAAAAACAUUUAAACCAUUGACCCCUGAGGCUUUUUUGUCAACAUUUCAUUCUAUUUGGAGCUCUCUGACACAGCUUGUAUUUUUUAUUAUUGUGACGUGUGCUGCUGACCUCUUGGCCAGGUCACCCUUGUAAAAGAGAUAUCAAUCUCGAUGGAUUUUCUUACCUGGUUAAAUAAAGGUUCAAUAAAAUAAAAUUUAAUUUAACUCUUUUGAGUCAAAACACGUUCAAGUUUUACUAAAAAUCUUCAUUCGAGUUACAAGUUUUCCCCAAAUUUCUGACUGUGGUAUUAACACGUCUAAAAUACAUAAUAUUUUAGUGCUCGCUCUGGAUCCAGUUUAAUAGAGAUCUUCAUUUUUCUUUAAAGAUUCAUAAUAAUUUUGUGACAGGAGUUAUUGUCUGUUCCCUCUAAAUUUAAUGUACGAGCAUGGGCUCCAGCAGAGAGGUUUGAUUUCAC